Vigna angularis (adzuki bean) is the source of this 3065-nucleotide messenger RNA. RefSeq names its product pentatricopeptide repeat-containing protein ELI1, chloroplastic. Gene Ontology annotation, molecular function: RNA binding; protein binding; zinc ion binding. The record is from RefSeq and is a predicted model, not a curated record. The coding region runs from base 1089 to 2966 and encodes 625 amino acids. The transcript has a single exon. Lineage: Eukaryota; Viridiplantae; Streptophyta; Magnoliopsida; Fabales; Fabaceae. Gene Ontology annotation, biological process: RNA modification.
GAAAGAACACAAUGUAUUGCCAUGCUCAUCAUCAUUCCCUGACAUAUGUCGUGCGUACAAAAUUUGAGUGACCGACCUAUAUAGAGACUCACUAGCAGGCUUUUCUCAUAUCAUAUCAUUUCAUUGGAAACAAACGAAAGGAUGACACUUGCUUCCGCUUCUUUGUUAGUAAUCACCCUGAAAAAUACACGGGCUAAAGUUUAAUGUUGUGAGUAUUGUUUUUUUUUAUAUACUAUUCAAUUUUUUUAUUCUUAUUAAAUGUAAAAAUUUUAACUUAUACUUAAAUUUCUAAAAAUAGAAAUCGCAUGUUGAACUUAGACGUAGAAUGCAGAUAAAAGAGAUAUAUAAUUUUUUUUACAAAAUUUUUAGAUAUGUUGUCGUUGAAGGCUGAGUGGUGAAUGAAUGAGGAAUGUGUUACAUAGUGUUUUGAAUGUCUUGUUAUAUUAACACUAACAAUGAAAUCGUCAAAGGAAAGGAAAAGAAAGUAGAGAAAAAAAAAAUACGAAGGAAGACAGAAGGUUAAUUUCAGAAACGAAAAAAAUAAUUAUAAAUAGAGAUACACUUUAAUGACAUUAUUUAGAAUAAAAAUAAAUCUAAUGACUGCAAAGCCAACUCCCAUGAAUGAGGUCCUACCAUCUUAGUUGUGGCUUAUAAAAAAAAAAAAUCAAUUUUUGUUCUUUUUGAAUAAAAAAUUAGGAAAUAAAUCAUGACUUAAAUUUUAAAUGUUAGGUGCUUGUUGAUUUGAUUAAGUGUAAUUUACAUUUUACAACUAUCAAUGACAUUAUGAAUGGUCCAAAACUUCUUCAUAUAUUAGAUCCAAAUUAUAACAUGAGAUUUACCUUUAUAAUAAUCUAGCCCAUUCAAAUUUUCUAACAUUGACUUGUAAUAUUUGUAUAAAAUAAAAUAAAUAAUUUAUGCACUAAAUAAUUCAUAUAUUGAGUGAAAAUGAAAAUAUUAGCAAUAAGUGUGAGUUGUUGAGAGGUAUUAAAGGGUUUAAGAAAAUGAAGAUAGUGGGUUGUGAAAGAGAAGAAAGGAUGAUGCAUGAUAAGAUGGGCAUAGAUGCAGUGUGUGGAGGUGUAUAAAGAAAGAUGAACCCAAUCGAAGUGAGUGUAUUGACGAAGGCAGCACCCUCGGCAACCUCAGCCUCACUUCAGGUAGACAACUUCGCCGUCCUAAUCGACAACUCUAAAUCCAUAAACAACCUUUACCAAAUCCAUGCAGCACUCCUCCGUCGCGGCCUCCACCACCACCCCAUCCUCAACUUCAAGCUCCAACGCUCCUACUCCUCCCUCGGCCUCCUCCACCACACCGUCACCCUCUUCCACCGCACCCCAGCCCCUAACGUCUUCCUAUGGAGCUCCAUCAUCAACGCCCAUUCCCACUCCGCUCUCUGGGACUGCGCUCUCUCUUAUUACGCCCAAAUGCUAGCUCACCACGUUCAACCCAACGCCUUCACCCUCUCUUCCCUCCUCAAAGGUUGCACCCUGCAACCCACCACGGUCGUUCACUCCCACGCCGUUAAGUUCGGACUAUGUUCCGACCUUUACGUCUCCACGAGCCUUGUUGAUGCCUACGCACGGGGCGGUGAUGUCGUGUCCGCUCAGAAACUGUUCGACGCAAUGCCUGAGAGGAGUUUGGUUUCUUUGACUGCCAUGCUUACUUGCUACGUGAAACACGGGAUGCUCCGGGAGGCGCGGCUGUUAUUUGAAGGGAUGGAGGUGAAGGACGUGGUGUGUUGGAACGUGAUGAUUGAUGGGUAUGCUCAGCAUGGGUGCCCGAACGAGGCUUUGGUGCUUUUUAGGGAAAUGCUGGGUAAGAAGGUUAGGCCCAAUGAGAUAACUGUAUUGGCUGUGUUGUCGUCUUGUGGCCAGCUUGGUGCGUUGGAGUGUGGUAGGUGGGUGCAUUCGUAUGUUGAGAAUAGUGGUAUUGGGGUUGGGGUCAAGGUAAACUUACGUGUGGGUACUGCGUUGGUUGAUAUGUACUGCAAAUGUGGGAGUUUGGAGGAUGCGCGCAAGGUGUUUGAUGGGAUGGUGGGAAAGGAUGUGGUGGCGUGGAAUUCUUUGAUUAUGGGGUAUGGCAUACAUGGGUUUGGUGACGAGGCUUUGCAGUUGUUUCAUGAGAUGCUUUGUGUUGGAGUUAGACCCUCAGAUAUUACAUUUGUCGCUGUUUUGACUGCCUGUGCGCAUGCAGGUUUGGUUGGCAAAGGAUGGGAGGUUUUCGAUUUGAUGAAGGAUAGAUAUGAGAUGGAACCAAAGGUUGAGCAUUACGGGUGUAUGGUUAAUCUUCUUGGCCGUGCUGGGCUUGUAAGAGAAGCUUAUGACCUUGUGAGAAGCAUGGAGGUUGAGCCUGAUUCUAUCCUGUGGGGUACUUUGCUUUGGGCUUGUAGAAUCCAUAACGAUGUUUCGUUGGGAGAGGAAAUUGCAGGGUUUCUUGUGAGCAAUGAUUUGGCUACUUCAGGGACUUGUAUCCUUCUCUCUAACAUGUAUGCUGCUGCUCGUAACUGGGUUGGCGUGGCUAAGGUCAGAUCAUUUAUGAAAGAGAGUGGGGUUGAGAAGGAACCUGGUUGUAGUUCCAUUGAAGUUAACAACAGAGUGCACGAGUUUCUUGCUGGUGAUGUAAGACACCGGAGAAGCAAGGAUAUAUAUUCGAUGCUCGGGAAAAUGAAUGGUUGGCUCAAGGCACGCGGUUAUACCCCAAAAAUAGAUGUGGUAUUACAUGAUAUAGGAGAGCAACAGAAAGAGCAUUCAUUGGAAGUUCACAGUGAGAAGCUUGCCUUAGCAUUUGGGCUUAUAAGUACCAGUCCAGGAACUGCUAUCAAGAUUGUAAAGAACCUUCGAGUGUGUUUGGAUUGCCAUGCCGUGAUGAAGAUGAUGUCCAAGAUCUCUGGCAGAAAAAUAAUAAUGAGAGACCGGAAUCGGUUCCACCAUUUUGAGAACGGUUCGUGUUCAUGUCGGGAUUACUGGUGAACUUAAUUUAUUAUAUUUUUGUCCAUAAAAUUCCUUUCUUCUAAAAGAGAAGCACCAUAUUUGCUGAUGUUGCUUACAAUAGAUUUGGAUGCAAUAGCA